UCUCCUGGUUUUUUAUCUUCUUCAUCUGCUACUAUUGCUCCUGCUGCUGCUCCCAUUGCCAAUGCUGUUCCUCCCAAUGCUACUGUUCCUCCCACUGCUGCUCCUGUUCCCACUGCUGCUCCUGCUCCUACUGCUGCUGCUGCUGCUCCUGAUCCUACUGCUGCUCCUGCUCUCACUGCUGUUGCUGCUCCUCCUGCUGCUGCCACCGCUCCCACUGCUGCUCCUGCUCCUACUGCUGCUCCUGAUCCUACUGCUGCUCCUGCUCCCGCUCCCACUGCUGCUGCUCCUCCCACUGCUGCUCCUGCUCCCGCUGCUGCUCCCACUGCUGCUGCUCCUCCCACUGCUUCUCCUGCUCCCGCUGCUGCUCCCACUGCUGUUGCUGCUCCUCCUGCUGCUGCCACCGCUCCCACUGCUGCUCCUGCUCCCACUGCUGCUGCCAAUCCUACACCCACUCCUCCUGUUGCUGCAAGGCAUACUAAUGUUCCUAAUGCUAUUCCACCUAUUUUUGCACCUUUUUUUAACUUAACUUUUGUCUGGGCUUUGGCAUACAUCUCAUUCGUGUAGUGUGCUCCAUUGUUUCUCUCCACCAUUUGUUCAAUUUUCUUUAGCAGCUCUUUAACUUGAUCCUGAUUUUGUCUGUUUUCAUUGUUGAAGGAGUGAUAUGGGAUUUUCUUCGUUAAAUCUUGUAGAUAUUGAUUUUUUUUAAUAAACUC
Molecule: messenger RNA, 713 nt
Organism: Onychostoma macrolepis
Lineage: Eukaryota; Metazoa; Chordata; Actinopteri; Cypriniformes; Cyprinidae
Product: nematocyst expressed protein 3-like
Exons: 1
Source: RefSeq, a predicted model, not a curated record